AGAUUCCUGAGUCGCACGAAAACACUGCCGAGUGUGGCUGCCGACAUUUGGUCGCUCAGAGAAAAAGGAGUGUGUGGAAAUGACCGUGUGCAACUUCUUCCUCCAGGGACGGUGUCGAUACGGGGACAAAUGUUGGAAUGAGCACCCGGGAGAAGAAGGUGGAGGAGGAGGUGGAGGAGGAGGAGGUUACAACAACAACAACAACUACAACAACCGCUCUUCUGCUCAGCAACAGCCCAGAGGAGGAGGAGGAGGAGGAGGAGGGUUUGGAAACAGAGUUUGGGUGAAUCCCUCCCAGCAAAAAGCAGCCUACAUCCAGCCGUCAUCUUUCUCCUCUCAUGGAACUGAGGAGUGGGGUCGAGGAGGAGCUGGAAGCGGAGGAGCUGACUGGGGAAAGGAAGCAGCAGCAGGAGGUAGAGGAGGAAAUGACUGGGGUAGAGGAGGUGGUGGAGGAGGAAAUGACUGGGGCAAAGGAGGAGGUGGUGGAGGAAAUGACUGGGGCAAAGGAGGAGGGGGUGGAGGAAAUGACUGGGGCAAAGGAGGAGGUGGAGGAGGAGGCAAUGAUUGGGGCCGAGGAGGAGGUGGCGGGAGGAGUGAUAACGUGAAGAGCUCCGAGUAUAGCUUCUCUGCUCAAAACCGAUUUUCAGCGCUUGAUACUCCCAGCACCUUUGACAGGGGAGGAAGAGGAGGAGAAAAGCAGGUGCCAGCUGGAGAGGAUGAUGAUGACAAAAAACUGGAGAUCGUCCAGUCGGACAUGGAUAGUUGGGAGAGUUCGGGCCAGUGGGGCUUCUCAUGUUAUUCCUACUCCAAGGCGCCUUUAUCUGGUUUCACUGAUCUUUCUCCAGAAGAGCUCCGACUGGAAUAUUACUCCACAAGAGAGUCCGGAGAUCUUCAGGGAUACGUUAACGGUAUCACUCAGUUGCUCAACCAGUGGAGAAGCAGAGUCCAGGAACUGAAGGUUAUGAAUCCAGCCACCCGCGCUGCUUUGCUUGCAGAGAUAAACAACCCAGCACCUCAGGCAUCUUCAGGUGGCUUUGGUUUAGCAACAUUGACUGGAUUUGGAUCGUCUACAUCCAGCGUGGAAACCAAAGGCUUCGGGGCUCCAGCAGCGGCCGACUCCUUCAGCUUUGCUGCUCCGGGUGGAGGGUUUGGAUCUUCGGCUGCACCACCCUCCUCCACAGGGUUUGGCAGUGCCUUAGCAGCUCCUACACAACCUCCCUCUGGAUUUGGAGCCACUUCUCCAUCUACUUUCUCCUUUGCUGCUCCGACCACCGAUAAGCCAGCAGCAACUACAGGAUUUGGCUCUGCCUCGGAGUCCACUUUCUCCUCGACAUCAAACACUGGAGCAGGAUUUGGGAGCGGUUUUGGUGCUCCGGCACCUGCGAUGGCAAGUGGAGGGUUUGGGACGGCCGCUGCUCCCCCAGCAGCAGGUGCCGGGCCUGCGGGUGGAGCUUCAGACAGUCUGUUUUCACAUGUGAGCAUUAUGACUGCAGAGGAACUGAAUCAGUUUAAGGCUAAGAGGUUUACUCUCGGCCAGAUUCCUUUAAAGCCUCCCCCUACUGACAUGCUGGUGGUGUGAUGGAAGGGACUUUUGAAAUAAAAAGAUAAUUUAUAGGAACAUAAGAUUUGUGCUUCUAAUUAAACCGAAGUCAUAUUAGUAAUGCUUACGAUAUGGCUAAUGUUUAUACAAAGCUUGAUGUUCAGCUGUAUAGUACACAGUACAUUUUUAGAUGGCCUUUUGUCAUAUAAAGUGAUGUUUGCAAUUGAUUGAAUGUUUUUUCUAAGGAUUUUUCUGAACUGGUUUUCUAAGUUUGACCUUUCCCCAUUUGGUGAAAUACUGGCAGUGAACCAUCAGUUGAUGAUUAAAGUAACCUAUAUUACAACAAAACAACCAAAAA
This is a messenger RNA of Gymnodraco acuticeps, 1898 nucleotides long. RefSeq names its product nucleoporin 42 (gene nup42). Gene Ontology annotation, cellular component: nuclear envelope. Lineage: Eukaryota; Metazoa; Chordata; Actinopteri; Perciformes; Bathydraconidae. Gene Ontology annotation, molecular function: nuclear export signal receptor activity; metal ion binding. The coding region runs from base 80 to 1579 and encodes 499 amino acids. The transcript is spliced from 7 exons. The record is from RefSeq and is a predicted model, not a curated record.